AUGCUCUGCAUCACGCUCCCCUUCGGCCCCUGCAUCCGCCGCCUCCCCUGCAGUGCUCCCCACUGCCAGCGCCACGCAACCACCUCCCUCACCCUCGCCCGCGCCACCCCACAUCCCUUCUGCCUCGAGCACCACGCCCACGCACUCGCCCAGCUGCGUGAACUCGUCCGCUUCGACGCCCUGCUAAACAAGCUGCUCCUGGUGACCGGCAAGUGGUACAUGUGUGACCGCACGCUGGGCAGCACGCAGCUGCCAAAUGGCACGCUGGUGCUGUGGCGGGGCAGCACGAGCCUACUGCGCGCUGCAAACGGGGGCAACGUGAGUCCGGUGAGCGUGCGGAUUCGGGACAUCGCGGUGUGCUUUAAUUCGUGUAUUGUAGCGAUGCGAGUGCUGGCUGGUGUGCUCGCGUACCUUGGUGGCGAAGCUUGGGAAGCUGAGGAAAUCGAUUUCCGUGGCGCGCUGGCGUCGCAGCGUAUUAUGUUCGUUAACGUGGACUGCACGCCCGCGGACGGCGCGCCGCGCAUACACGCCGAGUCGUUGGCGCAGAAGCACUCGAUGUUCCAGCUCUCGUCGGAACUGCUGGGGAGGGUGAUGCUUGACCCUACGGCGCCGCAGUAUGGGCACGCGCAGGGCUGGCGCUUCAGCGACGACUACCCGGAUGCGUACCGGGACGCGGCGCCGCGGGUGCGAGAGCUGUGUCGGCCUUCGAGGCAGCGCUAUGGCCAGGCGUAUGUGCGGCACCGCGUGUAUGUGGAGUCGUGGAGAGCGGGGAGAGUGGGGAGCGCGAACUGGCCAGCAGUGUGUCUGGCGGUGGUCCGGCACACAAACAACAUCGUGUACGAGCGGGUGGAGGAGGCGGGAGGGCCCCAGGUGGUAAGGUCGGCGGACGAUGAGACUUGGUUGCGGAUCGAGGGUGACAUCGUGGAUAGGAUUGAAAACCGGAUGAGGACGCUGAUGGCAGAGGUGGAGGAACUCGAGGGUCGUGGCUACACCGGUGAGCGCCGUCGAGAAGGCUUUUGGGAGUUGGUGACUGCCUCUCAGGGGCCAGGAAACAUCGCUCUCGUGAAACUGCUCUCGGUCGUAUACGGAGAUGAAUUAUUGUCGUAG
Molecule: messenger RNA, 1107 nt
Organism: Boeremia exigua
Lineage: Eukaryota; Fungi; Ascomycota; Dothideomycetes; Pleosporales; Didymellaceae
Exons: 2
Coding region: 1-1107 (368 amino acids)
Source: RefSeq, a predicted model, not a curated record